AUGAAGCGCUCCUCUCGGCAGCAGCAGCCCGGUGUUUGGAGCUCCUGCAGGCGGCAGCAGCAGCAGCAGCAGCAGCUCAGUCUGGGAGGGGGCUCCAGCACCACGGACAGCGACACUCAGCCAGCCCCCCCUCAACAACACACAACCCGUAAACAGCGCCACCUGGAGGGAGUCCUGAAGAAGUAUACCAACCUGCUCCAUGGCUGGCAGAGCAGGUAUUUCGUUCUGGACCCAGAGGCUGGUCAGCUUCAGUAUUACCUGAAUGAAGUCAUUAAAAACCAGCGACCCCCACGAGGGUUCCUGCCCCUCCUAGGAGCCAUGGUGGUCUCCAGUGAUGAGUAUCAGUACAUGUUCACCAUUAAAUCUACGGCAGGGGUGUCAUACAAACUCAGAGCUCCUGACGCUCAGCAGCAGGAGUUAUGGAUGACUCAGCUUCAACUGUGCUCCAGAAGACACUCCGACGCCAAGGCGAUGAGUCCGGCUGAAGGUCAGCAGAAGUCUCUGGUGAACUCUGUGGAGUCUCUGCCGUCCAGAAGAGGGCCGCUGUCUGGUCUGGAUGAGGACCUGAUCCUCUUCAAGGCCUCCUCUGCAGCCACGCUCAGCUGCCUCGGCGGCUGUCUCUCCAUGCUGCAGCACAACGUGGUCCAGGCUCUCAACCACAACCAGAACCAGAACCAGAACCACAUCACCAGCCUGAGUCCCAGCCACAGCUCCUGUGGUCUGAGCCCGUCAGAGAGAGGGAAACCCCGUAGCAUAGCCACGUCUGAGCCAGGAACCCUGAGGUCGACCGGUCAGAGUCCGGCACACGGCGUCCAAGAAAGUCCCAAACACAGCAGAGUCCCCCAGAACCAGAGUCCAGGACCAGCUGCUGCAGAUAUUUCUACAGGACGGUCCCAGAGUCCGUCAGAGAGGAAAGUUAAAAAUGGAGCUCCUCCAUCCUCGUCCAUAUCCCCUCCUCCAUCGGCUCAAACAGACGAAGACACAGACCGACUCUCUGAGCAUCAUCAACAGAGUCAGAGCAGCAAUUCAGAGACCCCAGACCCCAGCGAGGAGACGACGGACACGGACGACAACGAGGAGGAGGAGCUCGGAGUUCAGGAGGAGCAAAGGAGCAUCAUCAUCCACCUCCUGUCUCAGCUCAAACUGGGCAUGGACCUCACACGGGUGGUGCUCCCCACCUUCAUCCUGGAGAAGCGCUCCCUGCUGGAGAUGUACGCUAACUUCAUGGCCCACCCUGACAUGUUCCUGUCCAUCACGUCGGGCUGUACGGCCGAGGAGCGAAUCAUCCGCUUCGUAGAGUACUACCUGACUGCCUUCCACGAGGGCAGGAAGGGCGCCGUGGCCAAGAAGCCCUACAACCCCAUCCUGGGGGAGAACUUCCACUGCUCCUGGUACGUCCCCCGGGGCCGGAUCAGACCCCUCAGAACCACCAACUGUCCCGAUCCAAACUCCGUCCCCAGGUCUCCCCAGAGGGGUGGAGGGGGCGGAGCCAGCAGGAGAAGCUCAGACUGUUACCGUGUCCGGUUUGUGGCAGAGCAGGUGUCCCACCACCCACCUGUGUCCGGAUUCUACUGUGAGUGUAAGGAGAGGAGGAUGUGUGUCAAUGCUCACGUCUGGACCAAGAGCAAGUUCAUGGGUGUGUCUGUGGGCGUGUCCAUGGUCGGCGAAGGUGUGUUGUACCUGUUGGAGCACGAUGAGGAGUACGUGUUCACGCUGCCUUGUGCCUACGCCCGCUCCAUCCUCACCGUGCCGUGGGUGGAGCUUGGAGGUAAAGUCUCCAUCAACUGUGCCAAGAGUGGGUACUCCGCCACCGUCACCUUCCACACCAAACCUUUCUACGGAGGGAAAGUUCACAGAGUAACGGCGGAGGUCAAACAGAACCAAACAGGAAACGUGGUGUGUAAGGCGCAGGGCGAGUGGAACGGCGUGCUGGAGUUCACUUACAGCAGCGGAGAAAACAAAGUGAUCGACACGUCCAAACUGCCAAUCAUUAAGAAGAAGAUGAGACCGCUAGAGAGGCAAGGCCAGUACGAGUCACGGCGCCUGUGGCAGCACGUGACGGGGUCCUUGAAGGCAGGAAACAUGGAUGCAGCCACAGAACACAAACACUUCCUGGAGGAGAGACAGCGCAGUGAGAGCAAACAGAGGACCGCCAACAAGACGCCAUGGACGCCAAAAUACUUUGUUAAAGAGGGUGAAGGCUGGGUGUACCACAACCCUCUGUGGAAAGCUCACUGACAGCAGAGGAGACACACCCGGAAAGCAAGUGAGGAGAAGGCGGCGUGACGAGGAAACAGACAUUAAAGGAGAGAGAGCGGGGACUGAAGGAGACGUGCCAAAGCCGAGCAGAAGACAGACUCUGUCCAAUCAGAGACCUGUUUGUUCAGCAGGGAGGAUGAGACUGGUCGAUUGGCUCCUGCUGACUCGUCACUUCUCUGCACAAAGAACUGAACUAGAGCAAUGGUCACAACUAUUUUGCACAAUUCACUGUACAAUAUUUACAGCACUGCGUACGUGUGAGCAAUGUCGGUGUGUUUCAGGGUGGGGAGAGAUAUUUUAGACCAAUUUUACCAACAUUUAGUUUAAUCUGAGAAAAGCUGAAUCAGCUGUUCUGUUCCUGCAGUUACUCCUCAUGAGCAGUUUCCAUGUGGGCCGACUGUGCAGCGGUCUUUGCACUUCAGCUAAAGAACACCUUUGUGGUCAACUAGCAUGCACCAUGAUCCAUGUGUGCAAGAAGCACCACUCUGUUGUGUUCAGCUCCAGAUGCAUACUGGUGUUUCAGCGGUGCCUGAAUCCAAACAGGAAGGAAGACAAAGGAACGAUCAGGACCCAUUACUUCACCAACGUCCUAUCAAAACAGGAAGCAAAUAAGUAGCAAAUCUUCCCAGAGCAGGCAAAGUGACACGCCAUUUCUAUGUUACUGAACUAGUGAACUAGUGAAUCUGCUAAUCUGGGCCGCUCUCUGCUCAAGUCCACCCCAGAAACCAGCCUAAGGAGCAAGCUUGUGCACCAUCAGUCGCAGCAAAACCACACGAUCCAUGUGCACCAUUCUCAAUCUGUACCUGCAGCUCAUAGUGUAGAACAGAGUGGUGUUUCUGGCAUGUGUGGAUCGUGGUGCCCCCUGUGGAAACACAAGCAUUUAAAGGCAUGAAAAGCUCCAGAGUGCUGCACAGACAUCUCAGUGGAAAGAGCAGGGUAAAUCUGUGAGACAGAAGCUGAAACAUGCACAGCUAAUGUUGUCUUACUUUUAUUUAAAUAGCGUACUCUUGCUGCCCUCCAGCGGUUUCUCUCCAUGCAGAUUCUGUUUUUCAGACGUGCCUCUAAAACUCUUCAUUCAUCAAAAACACGAGA
Cheilinus undulatus (humphead wrasse) is the source of this 3351-nucleotide messenger RNA. RefSeq names its product oxysterol-binding protein-related protein 10-like. The transcript has 12 exons. The record is from RefSeq and is a predicted model, not a curated record. Gene Ontology annotation, molecular function: cholesterol binding. Lineage: Eukaryota; Metazoa; Chordata; Actinopteri; Labriformes; Labridae. The coding region runs from base 1 to 2238 and encodes 745 amino acids. Gene Ontology annotation, cellular component: membrane; intracellular membrane-bounded organelle; cytosol.